CCUGAGGCAAUGCCCAAAGUGAAGAGGAGCAGGACACCUCCCCCAGAUGGCUGGGAGCUGAUCCAGCCCACGCUGGACGAGCUGGAUCAGAAGAUGAAAGAAGUGGAGAUGGAGCCGCACAAAGGGAAGAGGAAAGUGGAGUCCCUCUGGCCCAUCUUCAGGAUCCACCACCAGAAAACACUCUACAUCUUCGAGCUCUUCUACAAGAGGAAAGCAAUCAGCAGAGAGCUCUGUGAGUACUGCAUCAAGGAGGGCUAUGCUGACAGAAACCUGAUUGCCAUGUGGAAGAAGCAGGGCUGUGAGAACCUCUGCUGCCUACGCUGCAUCCAGACUUGGGACACCAAUUUUGGGACCAACUGUAUCUUGCCCAAAAGCAAGCUGGAAGUGGGCAGAAUCAUUGAGUGCACUCACUGUGGGUGCAGAGGCUGCUCUGGGCGAAGCCUUUUGAUAUCAAACCUGUUUUUGGAACUCUGAGGACA
Messenger RNA from Oenanthe melanoleuca, 479 nucleotides. RefSeq names its product protein BUD31 homolog. Gene Ontology annotation, cellular component: spliceosomal complex; nucleus. The transcript has a single exon. The coding region runs from base 10 to 474 and encodes 154 amino acids. Gene Ontology annotation, biological process: mRNA splicing, via spliceosome. The record is from RefSeq and is a predicted model, not a curated record. Lineage: Eukaryota; Metazoa; Chordata; Aves; Passeriformes; Muscicapidae.